UAUGAUGCUGUUCCAAUCCAGUCUAGUGUGGUGUUAUGUUCCUGUUCAUCCCCAUCAAUGGUGAGGAACCAAGCAGAUUCCAGCACUCCAUCUGUCAUUUCCACCUGUGGCAGCAGACAGGGAUCUAACAUGGAGAGCACUGCAGCUGAAUCACGAUCUAGUUCAAACUCCUUGCAGCAACAUACAGGACAGCAGCCUCCACAGCCUCGAAAGAAACGACCAGAUGACUUCAAAUUUGGGAAAAUUCUGGGUGAAGGAUCUUUUUCAACGGUUGUCUUGGCUCGAGAAUUGGCAAGUUCUAGAGAAUAUGCCAUUAAAAUUCUAGAAAAACGUCAUAUCAUAAAAGAAAACAAGGUGCCAUAUGUGACACGAGAGAGAGAUGUAAUGUCCCGCCUGGAUCACCCUUUUUUUGUGAAACUCUACUUCACCUUUCAGGAUGAUGAAAAGCUAUACUUUGGGCUUAGCUAUGCCAAAAAUGGAGAGCUGCUGAAGUAUAUACGCAAAAUUGGCUCAUUUGAUGAGACCUGUACCAGGUUUUAUACUGCUGAAAUUGUAUCAGCCCUGGAGUAUUUGCAUGGGAAAGGAAUAAUUCACAGGUAA
Messenger RNA from Balearica regulorum gibbericeps (East African grey crowned-crane), 600 nucleotides. The record is from RefSeq and is a predicted model, not a curated record. Lineage: Eukaryota; Metazoa; Chordata; Aves; Gruiformes; Gruidae.